This is a messenger RNA of Maniola jurtina (meadow brown), 2680 nucleotides long. RefSeq names its product cytochrome P450 18a1 (gene Cyp18a1). Gene Ontology annotation, molecular function: iron ion binding; oxidoreductase activity, acting on paired donors, with incorporation or reduction of molecular oxygen, reduced flavin or flavoprotein as one donor, and incorporation of one atom of oxygen; heme binding. Bases 220 to 1842 code for a protein of 540 amino acids. The record is from RefSeq and is a predicted model, not a curated record. Gene Ontology annotation, biological process: xenobiotic metabolic process. The transcript is spliced from 6 exons. Gene Ontology annotation, cellular component: intracellular membrane-bounded organelle; cytoplasm. Lineage: Eukaryota; Metazoa; Arthropoda; Insecta; Lepidoptera; Nymphalidae.
UGCCGGUGGGACGAGCCUGCGCGCGCGCCACCCGCGCGUAUUUAUUCGCAAGGCCACGCCAGCGCCGGGCCAGUGCGCACACGACACUCGCACGCGGUAUACGAUUAGCAGCGUGUGAGACACCGCGCUAUCGCGAUCACAAUCCAAACACUAAUGUUACGUUCAGUUCACUUUUAAAAAGCUUAUCAUUACGGAAAUAAAUACUAAAUAAGUUUCAAAAUGAUAGCAAUGCUAACGAACUCAAAGCUCCUGUGGGCGCUGUGGCAAGUGGUGAGCUACUGUUCUUCGCGUACGACGCUGCCGUUGCUGCUGACGGUCGUCGUGAUGUUUUUGGCGAUGCGGCUUAUACACUCAGUGCGUGAAAGCCGAAAGUUGCCGCCCGGGCCGUGGAGUCCACCCGUCGUCGGCUACCUCCCAUUCCUCGGAGUACGCCACAAAACCUUCUUGGAGCUCGCUAAAAGUUACGGUGCACUGUUUUCUACACGUCUUGGAAAUAAGCUAACUAUUGUGAUGAGUGACUACAAGUUGAUCAGGGAAGCAUUUCGCCGAGAAGAGUUUACCGGUCGACCGAACACUCCACUCAUGAAUAUUUUGGAUGGUCUUGGUAUCAUCAAUAGCGAGGGCCGUCUUUGGAAAAACCAGCGCCGGUUCUUGCACGAAAAGCUUCGUGAAUUUGGAAUGACUUACAUGGGCAAUGGAAAGAAAAUCAUGGAGGCGAGAAUUAAGAGCGAAGUUCAUGAGUUGAUCGACAAUCUGCAACGUAUGGAAGGCGAAGCAGUAGAUGCUGCUCCACUGCUUGCUUUAGGAGUAUCAAAUGUGAUUUGCGGAAUUACAAUGUCAGUACACUUCAGUCACGGCGAUGCUCGAUUCGCAAGGCUUAACCAUUUAAUCGAAGAAGGCAUGAAGCUUUUCGGUGAAAUUCACUAUGGAGAAUACAUACCUCUUUAUAACUAUCUUCCUGGCAAAGCUCAAGUGCAAGAAAAAGUGGCAAGAAAUCGCGAAGAAAUGUUUGCUUUCUAUCAAACGUUGAUCGACGAGCACCGGAACACGCUUGAUAUGGACAACGCUAGAGAUUUAAUUGACGUCUAUUUAAUCGAAAUAGAAAAGGCUAAAAUGGAAGGCAGAGAAGGAGAUUUAUUUGAAGGCAGAGAUCAUGAAUUGCAAAUCAAACAAAUUCUUGGUGAUCUAUUUUCGGCUGGCAUGGAAACCAUUAAAUCGUCAUUGCUAUGGAUGAUUGUCUUCAUGUUGAGGAACCCAGACGUAAAACGUCGCGUGCAAGAAGAACUGGAUUCUGUUGUUGGUCGCGAGCGUCUGCCUACGAUAGAAGAUAUGCCAAAUCUUCCUUACACUGAGACAACUAUACUUGAAACAUUACGCAUGUCAAGCAUCGUGCCCCUAGCUACGACACACUCCCCUACAAAGGACGUCUAUCUCAACGGUUACACAAUUCCUGCGGGAUCGCAAGUCGUGCCUCUAAUCAAUUGCGUCCACAUGGAUCCAAACCUUUGGGAGGAGCCGAAUAAAUUUAACCCGAGCAGGUUCAUAGAUGAAAACGGUAAAAUUAAGCGACCGGAAUUUUUCAUGCCGUUCGGAGUCGGAAGGCGGAUGUGCCUGGGGGACGUGUUGGCGCGCAUGGAAAUGUUCAUGUUCUUCGCGAGCAUGAUGCACCAGUUCGACGUGGAGACGGAGGCGGGCGCCGCGCCGCCGUCGCUGGAGGGCACGGUGGGCGCUACGAUCGCGCCGAAAGCUUUCCGCGUGAAGUUCGUGGCGCGCGCGCCGCCCGCGCCGCCCGCCGCCGCCGCGCUCGACCACCCGCACCUGCGUCACGUGGGCGCCCACUGAGCGCGCUACGCCUACGCCGCUAGCCACUACAUACCCACCAGUAUUCCGUGAUCACUCGUUUUAGAGCGCAUCGAUGACAAAUUUAAUUUAAGUAUAUAUUAGUAAGUGACGACGUCGCCCCAGCGAUCGUCUAGGCUGUGCAUAAAGUGUUCAAUAAAAUAGUAAUCGAACUUUACUUUAGGUGUAUUGAAAAUUCCCAUCGUUGAGAUUAUGAAUUGUUAUUUUAUAUCUUCAGUAUUAUGUAUAGGUUUUCGAUCUAUGAGAUCGUCGUUAAUCACAUACAUCGAAUGAAUCAGUUUCGUAACGAAAUGUAGUUAGUUCACUGACAUCUUAAGCUCUAGUUCCCUAUACCAAAAUAAAUGUAUAAUUAUUAUCGUUAUUUAUUAGUAAGUAUCACUUGAGAGUGUUGUCUGUUGAGUGUGAUCUCAUGUUCAAUGUGUGAGUAUACAUUAGUAUUUUGUUAAGGUUUGUACGUGUUCAUUUUUACAUUUCUAGUUAAAUAUGUACCACCUAUCAUGAGUAAUAUACUAAGUAGCAUUCCAUGGUAGCGUAGAACCAACAACUAGUCUAAGAGCGGCAAACUCUGUCGCUGUAGGUAGAUUAUUAUUUUUAAUUGUGUAACUUUGACGAUUUGAACUUUGAUUCCUUUUACAUCAGAAAAAUAGUUCGCAACCAAGUUGCUUUUAAUAAAUUCCAGUUUCAUGUGUUCAUUUGGAUUGUUAUAAAUUGCCUUUUUUCGUAAAACUGUUAUUUACGCUAGCUUUGUAAAUAUUGCAUUACGUACUUUUAGUGGAUUACAAGAUUGUAGUUUGGAAUAAAUGAUAAUCAUUUCAUAUGA